Uranotaenia lowii is the source of this 1863-nucleotide messenger RNA. Its product is annotated as glucose dehydrogenase [FAD, quinone]-like. The transcript has 2 exons. Bases 1 to 1863 code for a protein of 620 amino acids. Lineage: Eukaryota; Metazoa; Arthropoda; Insecta; Diptera; Culicidae. The record is from RefSeq and is a predicted model, not a curated record. Gene Ontology annotation, molecular function: oxidoreductase activity, acting on CH-OH group of donors; flavin adenine dinucleotide binding.
AUGUUCUGUCUUAUCAAAGUGUUGAUAUAUGCGGUAUUUUUGUGGUUCAGUGUUCUUCCGGUGAAAGGGCAAAACGAUGGUAACCGAACACUUGGGAAUUUUUUUGACUUCAGUAGUUUGUUUGGGUUGGACUAUGGCGAUCGCGAGCCGGAAGUGCAAGAAAACUAUGAUUUUGUGAUAGUUGGAGCGGGACCGGCAGGCAUUGUGGUGGCUAACAGACUUAGCGAAAAUCCUGAUGUGACGGUUCUUUUGUUGGAAAUCGGUAAAGCGGAAAUUCCUAUGCUGCAGCAAAUUCCGGGUAUAUUCUUUGCACAGGCUGCAACCGAUUAUAAUUUCGGCUACACAACGGAACGUCAAAAGCAAGCUUGUUUGGGGUUGGUCGACCAGAAGUGUGCUUGGCAUCAAGGAAGAGGACUUGGGGGAUCAACGAUCAUUAACAAUAUGCUGUAUGUGCGAGGUAAUCGAAGAGAUUUUGACUACUGGAACUCUACCGGAAAUCCAGGUUGGAGUUAUGAUGAAGUGUUACCUUAUUUCCUGAAAUCUGAAAAUGCCAACGUGAAAGAUUUCGACGACAACGGAUAUCACGGAAAGAAUGGGUAUCUUUCCGUUGAAGAUGCUGUUUAUAGGUCACCUUUGGCUGAGGCUCUGGUUGAAAGUUGUGAAAAAAUUGGUUUGCCAUAUGUUGAUUACAAUGGCAAAGAACAGUAUGGAUCUUCCUUUGCGCAAUUCACAAUGGAGAAAGGAAGACGAAGAUCUGCGGGGGCUGCAUUUCUUAAUCCUAUUAAGCAACGGAAGAAUUUGCACAUUCUAACUAACGCAUGGGUAACUAAAGUGUUGUUCAAAGAAGGAUCUAAAGAGGCAGAAGGUGUUUUGUUUAGCAGAAACAAGCGGAUGACUAAAGUGAAUGCGAAUCGUGAAGUGAUUCUUUCGGCAGGUGCUUUUGGAAGUGCCAAACUGUUAAUGCUUUCAGGAGUAGGGCCAAAAGCUCAUCUGCAAGAACAUGAUAUCGAUGUUAUUCAUGACUUACCAGUGGGAGAAACUUUAUACGAUCACCCAGCUGUACUUGGGCCAGUUUUUACAGCCUCCAAAUUAAAAGACAAGAACAAAAAUAGUAACACCAUGCUUACAGCAGAAAACAUCCUCAAAUACAUGCUAGGAAGUGGACCGUUAGCUUCUUCGUUUUCAGAAAGUUUCGUAUACUUCAGAACUCCGUUUGCUCCAUACCCCGAUCCCAAGUGGCCGGACAUUGAAUUGAUACAGCUGUUCACCAAUCCAGGCGAUGAUGGCACUGAAUCGGGACGGAAAUAUUUCCGUAUCCAUAAGAAAACCUACAAAAAAUACUUUGCUCCACUCUACAACAAACGAGCCUUCAUGUUUCUAACGCUUCUGAUGCAUUCAACUAACAAGGGGUCGAUCCGUUUAAAAUCUAAAAACCCGUACGACCAUCCCGUUUUCAAUUAUCAAUACUUUGAAGAUGAACGCGACUUGGAGGCGAUCGUUCAUGGCAUGAAGGGUGCGGUUGCCAUUACUAGUCAAAAACCUUUCCAGGACCUAGGCGUCAAACCGUACACCACUAAACCACCCGGCUGUGAGCACUUGGAGUUCAACAGUGACGAAUAUUGGCGCUGCCACGCUAAGACGCUUACCUACGUUGGAUAUCACUUUGUCGGCACCUGCAAGAUGGGACCAUCGACGGAUCCAACGGCCGUCGUGGAUCAUCGGUUGCGAGUUCACGGAAUGCGUCGGCUGCGUGUAGUUGAUGUCGGCAUUAUUCCGGUCUCUCCGACCGGCCAUACCUCGGCUUAUGCCUACAUGAUCGGCGAAAAGGCUGCCGAUAUGAUCAAAGAAGAUAACCAUCGAUGA